Molecule: messenger RNA, 3925 nt
Organism: Parus major (Great Tit)
Lineage: Eukaryota; Metazoa; Chordata; Aves; Passeriformes; Paridae
Gene: TRIM9
Product: tripartite motif containing 9
Exons: 13
Coding region: 47-2428 (793 amino acids)
Molecular function (GO): protein binding; zinc ion binding
Source: RefSeq, a predicted model, not a curated record
CUGCCGCGGCCGCCGGAGCCGCGCCGCCGCCUUCCUUCCCUCCCCUAUGGAAGAGAUGGAAGAGGAGCUGAAAUGCCCGGUGUGCGGCUCCUUUUACCGGGAGCCCAUCAUCCUGCCCUGCUCGCACAACCUGUGCCAGGCGUGCGCCCGCAACAUCCUGGUGCAGACGCCGGACUCGGAGUCUCCGCAGAGCCGCCGCGCCUCGGGCUCGGCCGUCUCCGACUAUGACUACCUGGACCUGGACAAGAUGAGCCUGUACAGCGAGGCGGACAGCGGCUACGGCUCCUACGGGGGCUUCGCCAGCGCUCCCACCACGCCGUGCCAGAAGUCCCCGAACGGGGUCCGCGUGUUCCCGCCGGCCGCGCCGCCGCCUCCCGCCGCCCUGGCACCGCCGCCGCCGCCGCGCAACGCGUGCCUGACCUGCCCGCAGUGCCACCGCAGCCUGGUGCUGGACGAGCGCGGGCUGCGGGGCUUCCCCCGAAACCGCCUGCUCGAGGGCGUCAUCGACCGCUACCAGCAGGGCAGGGCGGCGGCCCUGCGAUGCCAGCUCUGCGAGAAGGCGCCCAAGGAGGCGGCCGUGAUGUGCGAGCAGUGCGAUGUGUUUUACUGCGACCCGUGCCGCCUGCGGUGCCACCCGCCGCGGGGACCGCUGGCCAAGCACCGCCUGGUGCCGCCGGCCCAGGGCCGCGUCAGCCGCCGGCUCAGCCCCCGCAAGAUCUCCACCUGCACCGACCACGAGCUGGAGAACCACAGCAUGUACUGCGUGCAGUGCAAGAGCCCCGUCUGCUACCAGUGCCUGGAGGAGGGCAAGCACUCCAGCCACGAGGUGAAGGCGCUGGGAGCCAUGUGGAAGCUGCACAAGAGCCAGCUUUCCCAGGCCCUGAAUGGUUUGUCAGACAGAGCCAAGGAGGCAAAGGAGUUCCUGGUCCAGCUCCGCAACAUGGUGCAGCAAAUCCAGGAGAACAGUGUGGAGUUCGAGGCCUGCCUGGUGGCCCAGUGUGACGCCCUCAUCGACGCCCUCAACAGAAGGAAAGCCCAGCUGCUGUCCCGGGUCAACAAGGAGCAUGAACACAAGCUGAAGGUGGUGCGGGACCAGAUCUCGCACUGCACGGUGAAGCUGCGCCAGACCACGGGGCUGAUGGAAUAUUGCCUGGAGGUCAUCAAGGAGAACGACCCCAGCGGCUUCCUGCAGAUCUCAGAUGCUCUCAUCAGGAGGGUGCACCUGACCGAGGAGCAGUGGGGCAAGGGGACGCUCACCCCACGCAUGACCACGGACUUCGACCUGAACCUCGACAACGCCCCUCUGCUCCAGUCCAUCCACCAGCUCGACUUCGUCCAGAUGAAAGUCUCCUCCCCAGUGCCGGCCCCGCCGAUCCUGCAGCUGGAGGAGUGCUGCACCCACAACAACAGUGCCACUCUGUCCUGGAAGCAGCCCCCUCUGUCCACGGUGCAGGUGGAAGGAUACAUCCUGGAGCUGGACGAUGGCAACGGCGGCCAGUUCAGGGAGGUGUAUGUGGGCAAGGAGACCAUGUGCACGGUGGAUGGGCUGCACUUCAACAGCACCUACAGCGCCCGGGUCAAGGCUUUCAACAAGUCAGGAGUCAGCCCCUACAGCAAGACCCUGGUGCUCCAGACUUCCGAGGACACGCAGUCAGAAGAACAGACCCUCCCUUUUCCAGUGCCUUUGGAAAGAUCGCAGCUUCGUAGAAUGAGUCCUUUCUCCUCCACCCUUAAUCUGCAACCCAGCUUCUCGGGGAGAUCCUACUUUGAGCUAAGAUCUUCGGCCCACCAGCUGAGCUUGCAUUCUUCCUUACAGUCCCUGAAUUCAGCCGGAUGCAAUUUUGACACGCAAGGAUCGCCUUACUCCCAAUUAGUUGACAUUAAAAAAAUGGUGGCAGUCGCUUGGUUCUCUUUCGACCCCGCCUCUGCCCAUGCCGACAUCAUCUUUUCCAACGACAACCUGACUGUCACCUGCAACAGCUACGAUGACAGGGUGGUGCUGGGGAAAACGGGCUUUUCCAAAGGGCUGCACUACUGGGAGCUGUCCAUCGAUCGCUACGACAACCACCCCGACCCGGCCUUCGGCGUGGCUCGCAUCGACGUCCUCAAGGAUGCCAUGCUGGGCAAGGAUGACAAGGCCUGGGCCAUGUAUGUGGACAACAACCGCAGCUGGUUCAUGCACAACAACUCCCACACCAACAGAACCGAGGGCGGGAUCACGAAAGGCGCCACGGUGGGAGUGCUGCUGGAUUUGACCAGGAGGACUCUGACCUUCUCCAUCAACGAGGACCAGCAAGGACCUGUGGCCUUUGAGAACCUGGAGGGCCUCUUCUUCCCCGCCGUCAGCCUCAACAGGAACGUGCAGGUGACGCUGCACACCGGGCUGCCCGUGCCCGAGUUCUACGCUUCGCGCUCGGCCAUGCCCUGAGGAUGCUCCCGGAGCCGGCUGCCUCUUCUCGGCAUGAUGAGAGGAGCCAGCCCGUUCCCUCCUGCAGGACGAGGUGUCCCUGCCCAGCUGCCAGGUCCCUGCUCGGCCACCAGGUCCCUGCUCGGCCUCUGGCCGGAGAUGGGGACGCAAUUCGGGAAGGAAGAUCCUGGCUUUCGGCCGCCUCCGCUCUCCGGUCUCCGCGCUGUCCCGUGUGUGUGCGCUUCGCUCUUUAGCUCUCUUUGGCUGAUGAAGUACCUAGGUAGCCUGAGCUGUUCUCCUGUGUCCGCUUUUAGGUUUGGUUUUCCUGAUUUGAGUUGGGGUUUUUUGGGGGGGAGGGGGCAGUUCCGUCUCGCUUUCCCCUCCCGUGGGGCCAGCCGGAGGGACCCCACCACGGGAACGCUUCUGCCCGCGCCAGCCCGGUUACUUUGCAGGAUUCUUUCUUUCCCCUGUGGCCUUUCUUGCAGAGCACCCUCGGUCACGUGUAGAGGUGGGUCCUGGAUUACCAGUCAGUCUCCAUGUCCUUACCAAAACACCCCUCUCUGUCCUGCCCACCCCUGGGGCGUCUCUGCGGGGCAGGGGGUGGCCUGUCCUGUCCCCAGGUGCUGGCAGGCCCUUGGUGGGGUGCCCAAUGCCCACGGGGGGCUCUCCGGGGACCCCCCCACGCCUCGGUGCCAGCACACGCGCCACAGCCAUAGACCGCGGAGCCUCGCCCGGCUCUUCGGAGAUUAGCGUUUAUUUUUUUAUAGUUGCCAUAUAAAGCCUAGCCUUAAAUUCAACUGAUAGUGUCCUUCCAAUCACCGGAGAAUUGGUUCUGCAGUGAGGGUCUGACACAGAGCCCGGGGGUGGGGAUGGGAUGGGGAGGAAGGAGAGCUGGACCACAGCCCCGCCACGCACUCAGGAAUACGCGCCCGGCGCUUCCCGCCGGCCUCCAUCCCCUGCUUGACUUUCUGGUAAUUCAGAGGCGGGAGAGGAACGGUGCCAGCCCCGUGGCCGAGCCGAGAGCGCCUGCACGCUCAUGUCCCCGCGGAGCCGGGCCGGGCACUCAUUCCCCGCUCCGCCUGGGACACGACGGGAGCGCCGGCCCAGCAGAAAAACAAGUGUAAAUAACCCAUUCCCUCCUAGCGUUCCCUCCUCCAGGACAGUCCCGUUCAUUCCCUCGUUGCUCUAGCGUUAAGUUUUCCUAAUUUAUUGGAUGGGUGCUAUCUCUCGUUGACUCCCACCAAGGAGUCGCUCCCAGCUGCCGGAGAGCCGCGUUGCGGGACAACGCCGGGCAGCUCCUUGGUGUUCCUGAGGAGCCCCCGUGGCCGGCUCACCCGGGGCUCCUCUCUCAGCCGUCAUCCCCCGUUCUUUAGGGUGUUCAUGGUGCUUCUUAGAGUCCCAGUGAUUGUAAGACGUCGUUCCCCUCCCCGUGUUGCGCGAUGGUAGCUGCACACAGCCGCUGUACUGACCACGAGUGUCACGUUUGCCGUUCUAAUAAAGGACUUUUACGAGAGAAGG